AGCCUUCUACAAUAUCAAUUUACAAACCAAGUUACUGGUGAACACCAAUCAAAAGCACAAUGCCUAAGGAAAAGAUUCACAUCAACAUCGUCGUCAUUGGCCAUGUCGACUCCGGCAAGUCAACAACCACUGGUCAUCUCAUCUACAAGUGUGGUGGGAUCGACAAGCGUGCCAUUGAGAAGUUCGAGAAGGAAGCCCAGGAGAUGGGAAAAGGUUCCUUCAAGUAUGCCUGGGUUUUGGACAAACUGAAGGCUGAGCGUGAACGUGGUAUCACCAUCGACAUUGCCCUGUGGAAGUUCGAGACUGUCAAGUUCUACAUCACCGUCAUUGAUGCCCCAGGUCAUCGUGAUUUCAUCAAGAACAUGAUCACUGGUACCUCUCAGGCUGAUUGCGCUGUCCUCAUGGUUGCAUCAGGAACUGGUGAGUUUGAGGCUGGUAUCUCCAAGAAUGGACAGACUCGUGAACAUGCUCUGCUCGCCUUCACCCUCGGUGUAAAACAACUCAUUGUUUGUGCCAACAAGAUGGACACCACUGAACCCCCCUUCAGUGAGGCAAGAUUCGGUGAGAUCACGAAGGAAGUAAGUGGCUUCCUCAAGAAGGUCGGUUACAACCCCAAGGCUGUCUGCUUCGUCCCCAUAUCAGGUUUCCAUGGAGACAACAUGAUUGAGCCAUCUGAGAGGAUGCCAUGGUACAAGGGAUGGGCAAUCGAGCGUAAAGAAGGAAAUGCUAACGGAAAGACGCUGUUUGAAGCCCUCGAUUCCAUUCUUCCCCCUAAGAGACCAACCGACAAGCCACUCCGUCUCCCCCUCCAGGAUGUCUACAAGAUCGGAGGUAUUGGAACGGUGCCCGUCGGUCGUGUUGAGACUGGUAUCCUGAAGCCUGGUACCGUAGCAACCUUCGCUCCAGCUAACCUCACCACUGAGGUCAAGUCUGUGGAGAUGCACCACGAAGCCCUCACUGAAGCUUUGCCAGGUGACAACGUUGGUUUCAACGUGAAGAACGUUUCCGUCAAAGAUAUCCGCCGUGGUAUGGUAGCUGGAGACAGCAAGAACGACGCCCCCAAGGCUGCCGAAACCUUCAAAGCUCAGGUCAUCAUCCUGAACCACCCUGGACAAAUCCACAACGGAUAUGCCCCAGUGUUGGAUUGCCACACUGCUCACAUCGCAUGUAAAUUCACAGAGAUCCACGAGAAGUGCGAUCGUCGUUCCGGCAAGACCCUUGAGGAGAACCCCAAGUUCGUCAAGUCUGGUGAUGCUGCCAUCGUUACCCUGACACCAUCCAAGCCGAUGUGUGUUGAAUCCUUUGCCGAGUAUCCCCCACUUGGUCGCUUUGCUGUGCGUGACAUGAAACAGACCGUAGCCGUCGGUGUCAUCAAGAGCGUCACUAAGAAGGAGGCAUCAGGAAAGACUACAAAGUCCGCACAGAAGGCACAGAAGAAGAAGUGAUGGCAGGUCCUCCUAGCCUCUGCCUGUAAGCCUGUUUUGAAGGCACGUAACAUACAACCAAAUACAAUGAAAACAAGCAUUGCCCCUGUCUAUGUUCUUAAAUGCCUAGCCAAUCAAAUUAUAAAAGUACAAGAUCCCCUGAAAGCAAGGGGUAAAGGAGAAAGUAGUAUAAAUCACAGGAAGUUCUUUCGCAGGAAAGCAAACUUUAAAAGCAUAAAGCAAGCACUCAAUUUGCAAUUCAUUUUUGUGUGUGGUUAAGCAGCACUUAAAAAAGUACUUUACAUACGAGAAAGUAUCUCGAGUCGGAUUAUUUUGGCCAAUUCCAUCAAAGAAACUUGUGAAGAUGAAAAAUGGUCUUAACUGUGCAGAGGGUGGGCUUGGAAACGAAAGUCACACUUGCUGAGUUCCGUUAAAUAAAAAAGGUCAAAGUCAAGAAAAGACGCAUCAUGUUAAAUAUUGGAUAAAAUAACUUAAAAUUGAUGUUAAUUGUGGCUGUACAGUGAAUGUACAUGUAUUUGUUAUAUUAAAUCGACCGACCAUGUUAUCAAUUUUCUUUUGAGGGUGAUGGGGGGUGAUGAAUUGUUCCACUCUGCAAUAGUGUCCCACACUCCAUUUUGCCUGAUAUGAAACGGAAAUAAAAUUGAUCUUUUGUUGGUUGUUUUUCACAACAAGACUUGAGAAACUUGGUUGGAUACAUAAAUUGAGUUGAUGUUUUUAAUGUGUUUGUUACUAUGGCGUCUUUUAAGACAAACAAAAUAUAUAAGUUGAUAUUUAAGAAACGAAAGUUAAAAACCAACUUGUACUUUCAUCUUUUUUUAUUUCUCAAAGAGCAAAUAAAACCGUCGUAUAAGUUAAUCCCUAAGCAGUGGUUGAUAUUUUAUUUGGACUGUUGGGUUUGGGAGCAUAACAAAUCAAGUCUAUAAAACGUAAGUGCAUUCAGUGACUUGGCGAUCAAUAAAAAAAAUAGGAAAAUA
Molecule: messenger RNA, 2419 nt
Organism: Asterias rubens (European starfish)
Lineage: Eukaryota; Metazoa; Echinodermata; Asteroidea; Forcipulatida; Asteriidae
Product: elongation factor 1-alpha
Exons: 7
Coding region: 60-1445 (461 amino acids)
Biological process (GO): translational elongation; translation
Molecular function (GO): GTPase activity; GTP binding; translation elongation factor activity
Source: RefSeq, a predicted model, not a curated record